This is a messenger RNA of Arabidopsis lyrata subsp. lyrata, 1101 nucleotides long. RefSeq names its product protein SHI RELATED SEQUENCE 6. The record is from RefSeq and is a predicted model, not a curated record. Gene Ontology annotation, cellular component: nucleus. The transcript is spliced from 2 exons. Gene Ontology annotation, molecular function: DNA binding; DNA-binding transcription factor activity. The coding region runs from base 376 to 927 and encodes 183 amino acids. NCBI's taxonomy places the organism in Eukaryota, Viridiplantae, Streptophyta, Magnoliopsida, Brassicales, Brassicaceae. Gene Ontology annotation, biological process: positive regulation of DNA-templated transcription.
UUUAGACGGGUGCUUUCCCAAUGAAGUGGACCACCCAAUUCGAAAAGAUAAUUAUUUCAUUUUCUGCAGACCAUUUUUAACCAUUAGACAUGUGACCACAAAACUCUGUCAAAAACCGAAAAAUAAAAUACUUUCUUUUUCACUCAUCCUAUUGCUCUCUCUCUGUUUCUCACUACUCUCACUAGACUCCUCCAUAGCUAAGCUCCACCUACUAGAUUAGCCUCCACGCGCUUUUAUAUUACUUCUGCCACAGUGGCAAAUCCACCUUCUUCCCUCUCAUGGCCACCACCACCACAACCAUCAUCAUCUUCAACACCUUUCGCCGCCGUCUCAAUCCCACCUGAUUCCGCCGUUGGAAUCAGUACUCCAGACUACAUGUUAGGUCUUCGAAACAUCAUUCUCUUACCUCCACCACCGCAGAUAACAACACGGCUGUCUCCUUCUCCGGUAAACAUAGCGGCGGUGGAAGACAACAACACAGUUGGAGAAAAAGUAUGCAGAGACUGUGGAAACAGAGCAAAGAAAGAGUGUUUGUUCGAAAGGUGUAGAACUUGUUGUAAAAGCCGAGGAUACAACUGUGUCACUCACGUGAAGAGCACGUGGAUUCCUUCUUCUGCAACUCGUUCUUCAUCUUCUCCUUCUGAGAGGAAGAAGAAGCUCAAACUCGAUAAACAGAGUUCCGCUAAUGUCUCGCUGCUUCCGACAACCACUUCUCGCCAAGAGAGAAGCUUCAAAGAGGGGUUACCGGGGAAAAUUGAAGCUCCGGCGGUUUUUAAACGGACAAGAGUAACAGCGAUAAGCAACAACGAGCAAGCAGAGAUUGGUUAUCAAGCAACUGUAACCAUAAGUGGUCAUGUCUUCAAAGGCUUUCUUCAUUACUAUGGUGUUGAUCAUAACAAAGCUUUUCCAUGUCUUUCUCAAAAAUGAUGAAAACUACUUCAUAGGAUUCUGUAUAUAGUUUCUCUGUUUUUGUCUUUUUAUUAACUAUGUGGAUUCUAUAUUCGACAUUAAGGGACAGAUACAUUAAUGGGCCAUUCCAUUCUUAAAGCUUGUCUUCUUUUUAUGUAUACAAAGAAAUAGAUCAAUUAAUACAUGUUUUUG